UCCCGUCAUAGUUUCUUUAGGAUUUCAAAUCUUUUCUGCUUGGGUCCCUGCUUGUUGAGUCCUGUCGUUUUGCACCCCAGGCUGGUGUGUGCAGCCUCCUUUGAUCCCCCCAACCCCUCUGUUUUACCCGCUGUCAGCCUUAAUUCCCCCUUCCCAUCUCCCAUCUUUUCUGUGGGCUUUGACUUCUUUGAUUGCCACAGAUUCUGGAGAGACCCGUGUAUCUGUGCCCUCCCAGCUGAAAAAGGGGGCAGAAGUGAGCUCCAGCUGGACUGCUGUGCGGCGGAGCUGUUCUAGAUAACGUUGGAAAAGUUGUUUGGAGCCGGUCUGAGGGUCUGGUGAGAAACAGUGACCUGGAGGCAGGUGGACAGAGAACUCAGGGUCUCACAAGAACCCAGAUGAGAAUAGCUCCAGACUGACCUCUAGCAUCCAGGACCAGACACAGAACCAUGGGACCCCAGCAUUUGCCAACUGUGCAGCUGCUCUGCCUCCUGUGGGCCAUCACCUUUUUGCCUCGGGCUGGAGCUCUUUUGUGCUAUGAAGCAACAGCCUCACUCUUCAGAGGAGUUAACUUCUUUAACUGGCGCUGGCUUCUGAUGAGGAGUAUGGUGUGUAAGCUGGUAGAGGGCUGUGAGGAGACGCUAGUAUUCAUUGAGACAGGGACCAGUAAGGCAGUUGUGGGUUUUAAAGGCUGCACCUCGGCCUUAUCUUAUCAUCCACAAACAUCCUACCUUGUCUCUCCACCCGGAGUGUCCAUUGCUUCCUAUAGCCGCGUCUGUCGGACCUAUCUCUGCAACAACCUCACCACCCUGCAGCCCUUUGUGAAGCUCAAGGCCAAGGCUCCUAAGUCGGUAGCAUUUUCUUCCCAUAUCUGCCCAUCCUGUGUGGGUGAGCACAGCAAGGAAUGUCUUCCACCCUUUGUCAUGACCGAGGCUUGCCCUAACGAUGCCCUUGAAUGUUACAGUUCCACCUUAAAGUUUCAGGCAGGGUCUCUCAAUACCACUUUCCUGCUCAUGGGCUGUGCUCGUGAAUAUGAAAGGCUUUUAGCCAAAUUUCAUUAUAUUGGAAGCAUCCAAGUGACUGAGGCCCUAAACAUCCUAGAGAAGUCCCAGGUUUUUGGUGCAGGGCCCUCCAGUCAAGGUUCUUCUGGGGGCAUCCUCUUAGGCCUCCUGCUUGUGUUCAGGCACUGAUACCCGGCUGGACUAG
This is a messenger RNA of Octodon degus (degu), 1203 nucleotides long. It is a transcript of the gene Lypd4, whose product is annotated as LY6/PLAUR domain containing 4. Gene Ontology annotation, cellular component: plasma membrane; plasma membrane raft. The coding region runs from base 447 to 1187 and encodes 246 amino acids. NCBI's taxonomy places the organism in Eukaryota, Metazoa, Chordata, Mammalia, Rodentia, Octodontidae. The record is from RefSeq and is a predicted model, not a curated record. The transcript has 5 exons.